CCUUGUCAAAAAAUGAAGUAAAAAAAGAUAAGGCUACUCCUUGAAUGUCUUAACCGUCGGAAGGUGUCGUGAACGCCUCUGAAGGUCGCUAAACGCGUAUUUACGGUAAUUCGGACAUGACAUCAAAUAGGGAGUGAGUGUGGGUGUUUUCCGCAUUCCCCAACUGCCUGUCAGUCCCAGGGCCGAGCUCACACUCCGGAGGACGGCUGCCGGGAGCAGCAGCACGCAGGGACACAUCCAUGGGAUAGAAGACGACGGUUCGUGGGAACAUCCGACCAGGAAGCCGAGCAGCCGCACUGGUGCGUACCUUCUGCUUCACGGGCUCUGCUGCUGAGGCUACUUCUACAUUGAUGUCGAUGGUCCAACUUUGGUGUAUGUAGAGUUUGGAGGAACAACUUGAAGUUGACUGUUAAACAGCCAGGAAUGGACUAACCAAGGAGCAGGUGGAUCUAAGCGAAGCAAAUCAACAUGGCAGUCUUCAAGCCUGAAAAUGUGGAGGACUUCUAUGAGAUUGGUGAAGUUUUGGGAAGUGGGCAUUUUGGCCAGGUUCGUCAGGUUCGUGAGCGGGCCACUGGGACUUGUUGGGCGGGCAAGUUCCUGAAGAUCCGGAAGGGCGCAUGCAGCCGCCUGGGCCUGGAGAGGAGCAGCGUAGAGCAAGAGGUGGAGAUCCUCCAGGCUGUUCAACAUCCAAACAUUGUGACUCUCAAAGACGUUUUUGAGAGUCGAGCUGAGGUGGUGCUGAUUCUGGAGCU
This is a messenger RNA of Morone saxatilis (striped sea-bass), 752 nucleotides long. Its product is annotated as death-associated protein kinase 2-like. Gene Ontology annotation, cellular component: nucleus; cytoplasm. NCBI's taxonomy places the organism in Eukaryota, Metazoa, Chordata, Actinopteri, Moronidae. Gene Ontology annotation, biological process: intracellular signal transduction; protein phosphorylation; positive regulation of apoptotic process. Gene Ontology annotation, molecular function: protein serine/threonine kinase activity; ATP binding. The record is from RefSeq and is a predicted model, not a curated record.